Molecule: messenger RNA, 689 nt
Organism: Aspergillus saccharolyticus JOP 1030-1
Lineage: Eukaryota; Fungi; Ascomycota; Eurotiomycetes; Eurotiales; Aspergillaceae
Exons: 1
Coding region: 259-642 (127 amino acids)
Source: RefSeq, a predicted model, not a curated record
CGGUUUCUCAUACAUGGGAAUCACGAGCGAGAAACAGCAAGAAUUAUCAAGUGUACAUAUUCAUAAGAGACCUCGUCGCGUCGGAGAUGCAAAGGUCUUGGCUCUGUAAAUACAAGAUAGCAAGCAAUCAAAAGCCAGUGCGGUGAGCCCUGAUAUACGUCCCAAAGGGGCUUUUUCAUCCUAAAAUGCGAUAGUAAAGUGGCGAAGUCGCAAGGUCGAGGAACGGAUCACAUAUCAAUAGUAUCAUUGAAUCUUAAAAUGCCGUUGGCUUUCAUAACACCGUUAACGCCGUCUGGCAUGCGAUAUGCCCAAGCAGCCACACUGACGGGGUCGGUAGCUUGCAAAACGUCCUUGUUGUCAGAUUGGUCGGCAUCGUCCGAAGUAUCUGCCACCAACACGAGACCGAGUUCUUUUAUUGUCUCCACCAGAGCGGGCACAACGUUCUACAGGAGAUUUAAGUCAGUCACCAGUGGAACAAACGAACGAGCCACAUAUAACAAAACAAAUACAUACCAAGAGACUAGAGCGACAUAUCAGUCCCAUGAAGUUGUUGCUCUGUGCUAUUCUGGCAGAAUCCUUAAUAGACAUAGAAGCUCUUCCGCUGCUGUCAACGUCCGGAAGUGCUUUGAUAUCACGAGCUAAAUCCCGAACCUGCCCAAGGUCAUUGCACAGUAAGACGGGAUCUGAAA